AUGUCUUGUUACGAUGCCGAAGAUGAUGAAAUAAUUGAAGAGAUACCGGUAUUUUUGUCGAAAAAUCUACAAGACAACCUGUUCCUCUUUCAAUAUCCAACAAAAACACAAGUUUCUAAUUUUGAAACUGCUGCCGUUGUCAAUUGUUGUGUGAAACCCAUUAACAAAGAAGUCAAAGUUGAUUUUGCUCUGGAUACGGAAUCGUUAUUCUAUGAUCGUUUCAAGGGAGAACAAAUGGCUUUGGCAGCUGACGGUAAGACACUGGCCAAAGGCGAGAGACCCACAUUCAAGCGCGGUAUUAUGGAUAAACAGGCAUUUGUGAGUUCCACAUCAUUGGAUGAUGUUAGUAAAUAUAUUGUUGGAAUAUAUGCCGAUAAGGAAAUACACCUGUCGCCGUUGAGUUCGAUUUUACAACUAAGGCCAUCAUUUUCAUAUUUCGACAAGGAAGACAAACGUAACAAGGCCGAACAAAAGGCUCUCAACGAAGAAGACGAUGAUGAGGAGUUGCAACAAGUGACUGUGAAAUUUGCAAGAGCAGGAACCAAAAAGGUAAAGGAACGUCAAGGCUAUGAUAGUUUCCUAAAGAAAAGUGUAGAUGAACCAUGGUGUGAAACCUACUGGCAUUCAAGAACCUCACCAACCGCGGAACUGGAACGACAAAAACUGUUUGCAACUAAUCGGCAAAGCAGCCAGUCGUUGGGGUUGGAAACACCAAAAUAUGUUGAAAAACUUUUACCCGCAGCUGGUCAAGACCAGGGCAUUGAUGCUGUCUUACCGGCACGUGUCAUUAGCAAAGCCAAAUUAAAAUCGAUGCCAUUAAUAGAUCAACUGAAGGUUAUUUUGAAAGAUGCCAAAAUGUUAUCGUUCGAUGAUAUCAUGUCUAUCCUGCAAGAGGGUGUAGACCCAAACAUAACCGUUGAAAAACUUUUAAGAAAUUUGCCCCAGGUGGGUAUUUUAAUACAUGGGAAUUGGGUGCCUCAGUCGGAAAUUUUAUAUCCCACGGAAAUGUUAUCAAAUGCUAAUGGUGUGAAAUCGGAACUUAUGAUAAGGGCGCGUGAUUAUGUGCUCUUCCGUUUUUCCCGUACAAAAUAUUUGUACAGACCGCAAGUGAUUUAUGCAACUCAACUGCCACCUGAAGAGGCUUCGGAGGUCCUCAUGUCGGUUGCCAAAGUAAAUUCGGAAAAGAAAUGGGAGCUUUUGUUGGCACCCGAUGAACAAUUUAUACAACGUUAUCCGGAUUUGGUGCAACGCCAAGAAAUGGUAUGGCGAGCAACGGAACAGACAUACAAUGAAAUGGAUCAUGAGAAAUCGCCGAAAAGAGCCCGAAAAAGGUCACAAAGAGAUUCGAAAACAUACACAUCUUUAAGUACAGCAGAUCAUGCUAUGAGUACAACGUAG
Musca vetustissima is the source of this 1398-nucleotide messenger RNA. It is a transcript of the gene Polr3E, whose product is annotated as DNA-directed RNA polymerase III subunit RPC5. Gene Ontology annotation, biological process: DNA-templated transcription. Lineage: Eukaryota; Metazoa; Arthropoda; Insecta; Diptera; Muscidae. The transcript has 3 exons. The record is from RefSeq and is a predicted model, not a curated record. The coding region runs from base 1 to 1398 and encodes 465 amino acids. Gene Ontology annotation, cellular component: nucleus; RNA polymerase III complex.